AUGCUGCAGCCUUUCGGAUUUGCUACCGGCGGAUACGAUCAUCGAAUCCACAUCUGGGACGUAAAGGACGAUAUGUCCAUGCCGUCUCCUACGGAGCUACCCGUUAAGCAUUCCUCCAUGGUACAAUCUCUCCUCCCGAUCCGUGACACCAGUCAUAAGUUGGUGUCAGCGGGCGCUGACUGCACCGUACAUUUCUGGGACCUGUCAUCAGAGCGAGUGGUCAAUACGCUAAAGACCUCGAAUGCGGUGUAUCAUGUUCACGAGGUGCUGUCGCCAUUCUGCACCCUGUUGGAAAUCGCACAUCGAGAGUUACAAUUCGAGAUUCGCGACCAUCGCAUGGCGCCCGUACUGCCAGUGCAGAGGUUUGGAUAUGCCGCACCGAGAUCUCACGGGCGAUACGUGAAAGGCAAGUGUGGUACUGUGCGCCUAUGGGACCUGCGGGAUGUUAGCAAAUGUUCAAAUACCAUGGGGUCUGUAGUCAUAUAUGAUGAUGAGUACCUCGUAGCUUGCUCGGAAGAUCAUGAACUUGCAUUCAUUAUGCAUACAUAA
Molecule: messenger RNA, 549 nt
Organism: Laetiporus sulphureus 93-53
Lineage: Eukaryota; Fungi; Basidiomycota; Agaricomycetes; Polyporales; Laetiporaceae
Exons: 5
Coding region: 1-549 (182 amino acids)
Cellular component (GO): preribosome, large subunit precursor
Molecular function (GO): protein binding
Source: RefSeq, a predicted model, not a curated record